Messenger RNA from Tricharina praecox, 929 nucleotides. RefSeq lists its product as uncharacterized. The transcript is spliced from 5 exons. Bases 11 to 757 code for a protein of 248 amino acids. The record is from RefSeq and is a predicted model, not a curated record. Lineage: Eukaryota; Fungi; Ascomycota; Pezizomycetes; Pezizales; Pyronemataceae.
CGCUACGAUCAUGUUUCAGGUUUGGACGACUGGAUGGCACCACCCCAUAGCCAGACGAAACCUCGGCAUCAGACUGUUCAAUAAUGGCCCCAAUUACAAGAUCACCCUGAUCUCGACUGGCGCCGGAGGAUUGGGAAUCAACCUGGCACUGUGUUUGAUGUCAUAUUUGGUCCGCCUGAAGUGCGAGGGGCCCCCAGAGAAUUACUCCGAGGCAUGCUCCGAUGACGAGGACUCCGAGGAUGCCGCAGAGAAUACUCUGCGGCACACCGAUGACGAGGACUCCGAGGAGGCUUACUUCUACUGGAGCCAUAUUUCCGCUUCCUAUCCUCAUCUGGCGGUGCCUCCGUCAGCCACAGCGUCUGGACUUGCAAAUCAGCAACCGUAUCGUCGCACCCUCCCCAUUCGUGUCGCAGCGAUCGCUGCCAGAGCUACAGCCUCCACCACCGAGGCGACGGAUGUUAUCACGUACCAUACGGGAGUCGAAGAGGCGAAGGAGGAGUACGACUACCAUCCUAGGGGAUCCAGUGUCACCGAAGCAUUGAAUAACGACGAAUGGAAGGAAAAUAUUGACCUCGGUAUCGACGCCUACCGUGACGACAACGGUAAGCCGUGCGCUCGGCUUUCUGUUCGCGGCCCCGAGAAGCAGAUUCCGAAUAGCGCUCUGAAGACCAAUCUGUUUGCAAGUGCGAAUAAGGAUGUGUCCGAUGAGGAAGAGCUCAAGCUCAUCGACCCGCCGAACAACCGUCCCGACGGUUAGGCUAUUCAUUUAGGCGGAAUCUUUUCCGCCAGGAAAUUUUCAGUCCAUCACCGCUAUACGAUGAUGGACUAGUUUAAGAUCACUCACUCCUGGGAGGAGGAGUUUUCAAGAAGCUUGACGACUACAUCAAGAGCUUAGGAAUGGAUGCGGAACACAAGAACAAGGCGAAGGG